GUAGGAGGUCUCAGUCACCUCUCAGUUAGUACGCAGAGGCUACGACCUCAUGGAAAGCCUACAAGUAGUGGCAGAUAGCCACUUGACUAUUGAUUUAUUGGCUGGUGUAAGAGAUGCUCUUUAUUGCGUGGGGGGCGAACUGCUGGUUGUGGCUAGCUGCACGGCGGUACCUUACCUAUAUCGCGGAGUCACCAGCGUGGGUCGAGUGCUGUUUGGCGCUGACGGUGCUCGUAGAGCGUUGAGCAGCUAUUCGAGGCAAGCGGCUUGGCCGAGAGCAGGGCCUGUUGAACGGAGCGUGGGUAUGGCGCGUAGCAAUGGCCUUUUUGGCUAUAGGCCAGACCACUUGAGGUUCGAUUGGAGUUGGGAGCCUAUGCGCGAAGAAGGGGCUACUGUGGAUGCUUGCUUAAGCUACAACAAGAGCGACGAAGUGGCUAGGCUGAGGAUGAACGUCUACGGCGGAAAGGAGCAGGAUAUGAGAGAGGACAGGAAGAUUCACGGUGUAAUCACGGAGGCUUGUGACCGAGCCGAGCGAAGCUCGAACCCGCCGGCCCCACAGGCCCAGCAGGAGGGUUCCACUGCAACUUCUGCGGGAACCCUCGACGCUGCACCAGUCCGGCAGCAAGGAGAGACCAUGACGGCCUUCCUGGCCCGCCUAAGCACUUACAUGCAACAAGUCCAAGAGGAACAGCAACGUGAGGCGGCAGCCGAAGAGGCACGUCUCAAUGCCAUUGCACACGCAGAAGAGCAACGGCGCCGGCAGCAAGCGGACGCAGCUGCCAAUCAUAAAAAAGCUCGAGGAGAUGCGGCAUCUGUCCUCAUGCAGCAGGAAGCCGCUCAUAUCGCUGCACUCCAAGCUUGGAAUGUUGAUCCGGAGGCAGCGACGGAACCAACUACGGAGGAACAGACCAAGUCAACCCUCGCCAACAUAAUGUACCAAGUCAUCCUCACUUGUAAUUGGCAACAAGUGGAGCUGGCUCGGCAGGCGCGUACCAUUACGAUGUAUGAGGAGACUCUCAAGAGCCUCCACGCCCGCCUUGACAUGCUGGAGAAGGAUGACGUGCCGCAUAGGCACAUGGCAUCAUCAAGCAUUGAUCCACCGAUCCACGAGCUGGAAGAACGACUGGAUCAUCUAGUCGCGCUUGUCGGAAAUUUCAACAGUUUCCGACAACCGACGACCAUCAGCCAGCAAAUAUCCGCUCUACAAGCGGAUCUGCGUCAACUGCAGCAGCAACCAACUGGGACCUGCAACAACGUGACGCCGAAACAAUUCAAGAUGCCGAAGUUCAGCAUCGAGAGGUUUGAUAACUACCACAAGGCGGACCCCAUCAGUUGGUGGCAAGGGUUCACCAAUGAGCUCUCCAUCCACCUGGUCCCACCCGAGUCGAAGAUCUCAGCACUUUACCUCUGCAGCACCGGUGCCAACCAAGUGUGGCUCAACCACCUGGCUCAAACCGAAGGCGUCGAAGUCUCGAAGCUUUACACCAAGAUCACUUGGGAGCGUCGAAGUCUCGAGGCUUUGCACCAAGAUCACUUGAAAGGCCAUCGUCGACGACGCUCAGGGCAAAGGCGUGAAUCGGAUCUUCAGCAUGCAUCAAGGCAGCCAGCCAACACGCGAAUGGCUAAAUGGGUGGCAGAAAAUCGUGAGGAUUCCGAAUUUGGACAUCCCUUUCGUACAUCUUCGGAACAUGCGUAUGUAGCCAGUCUUCGCGAAAAGUAUGAAGACUAUGCGGUCCAGCUGGUCCCGCCGUUGGGCCAACCUCUCCAUGUGCAAGACUCAUUUGUGUGCGCGACUUCAUCACCAUCGCUAAGUGAACCAGCAUCCUCGCCAACAUUACUCGGGGACUCGUCGGUGUGGUCUAGACUGGAGGAACUCGACCCAUUGACACCGGAGGACUUCCAAUGGUUGCCUCUUCCCCCAUCUGGUUCCUUGCCGAAGCCGUAUUGCAACGCCCUAAUGGCGGAACUACGCAACUACUUGCUUGCUGCAGUACCAGCUCCGUUGAUGGAAGACGGAGUAACGGUUGUUGACCUUCGCGAGUACCUUGCGAAGAUUGACCGUGAGUACGCCGCGCAACGGUACGAUGACACCGACGCAGUGUUACUCUACGUCCGCAUUCAUAUCGGGAAGGCGACCUGCAACGCCUUGAUUGAUUGUAGAGCUACUCGCAACUACAUCAUCCAAGACUUCAUGACCCGCGCCGGCCUGGGACCGCACGUUCGAAGGAAAUCACCACCCACGCAAGUCACGUUGGCCGAUCGUCGUACGCACAAGUCCAUUGACCGGUGCAUUGACGUCCCCGUGUACUUCGCACUGCUUGCACGCGAGGCCGUGUCCUUCGACGUAUUGGACACAAAGUUCGACAUGAUCUUGGGCAUGUCAUGGCUAGGCAGCAAGGACCACCCGGUGAACUUCUACCGCCGCACCGUUCACGUUCGUGACUGGAAUGGGGUACUUGUGCCAUGUACGGACCCCCCACCUCAUCCUUCGAUUGGUUGUCACGUGGUCUCCGCGGCAAGCAUUUGUUUGUUGCACGCCGUCCCUCCUCCCAACGAGCCAGCGGCGGAACAGCCACCAGAUCCAUGCAUUGUACAACCUCUGGACUCCUAUGGCGACGUCUUUGAAGCCCCCGCCGGAAUCGUACCGAAUCGGCCAAUUCGUCACGAGAUCAUCCUCAAAGACGGGGCCGUACCUUCGCGCGAAUGUAUUUACCGCAUGAGCGAGGAGGAACUCGAAGUGCUUCGAACGCAACUCGAUGACCUCAUUGACAAGGGCUGGAUUCGCCCUAGCUGCUCGCCCUACGGUGCACUUGUUCUCUUCGUUCGGAAGAAGAACAAGGAGCUACGUUUAUGCAUCGACUAUCGCAAGCUUAAUGCUCAAAACAUUAAGAAUGGCGGCCCGCUCCCACGCAUGGACGAUCUUCUCGAACGCUUGGGCGGCGCCAAGUAUUUCUCCAAGUUGGACCUCAAAUCCGGUUACCACCAGCUUGAGAUCCAUCCAAGAGAUGGGUACAAAACCGCGUUCAAGACACGAUACGGGCACUUCGAGUGGGUCGUAAUGCCAUUCAGCCUCACGAAUGCCCCGGCCACCUUCCAAGCGGCAAUGACAACGGAGUUUCGCGACAUGUUGGACUGCAUUGUGGGGGCAACCUCCCAUGGGUUGGAGUAUGAUGUGGGAAAUGGAGCUCAGCAUGGAAGAGAAAGGGGAUGGAAAUGUGAGAAUGUCCAAAAUGAGGUUGUGCAGGUCUCAAAAUACACGAAGGUGAACAAUGUCCAUGUAGGGGUGGGUUGUCUUACCAAGCACAGCAGGGAUGGAUACUCCCACGUGACCUCAAGUGGUCUUGUUCGGUCUACAGCGGAAUUAAAGUCAAGGUGGGAUGGUGAUACCUCUGUGACUGCCGUGUCUUGUUCUACUAUUGGGCAUGGCUGUCCAAAUCACCGUUGUAAGAAUGGCUUCCGACUGAUCACUGAACACUUGAAGAGUGAUGGAUAUCCACUCGGAGAUCUGGGUGCCAUGGAGCUGGGGAAGCCAAACGGGACCCAAGGAGGCUACAGAUGCGCUAAUCAGUGGAACACUCAAACAUGGAGGCACCAGAAGGAUGGGAAUUGGAAUAAUUUGGAAAAGAAGCAAAGAGUGGAAGGAGGUGGUGAAACUGAUUGGAGGGAGGAGCUCAGGGGGAAGUCAGAUUUGUGGCUAGUAAUGGAAGCCCGCUCGAUGAGAGAGGUCGGAACUGGGAAACCAGCCAAAGGGUUCCCUUGGCUUAUUGCAGCGCUGGCUUCAGGCAAGCAUCUCUCUGUGAUUAGCCAAGCUACCAAGCAGAUGGCAGAGAUGAUCCUGUUGGAACACAAGAUCACCAGCUCCCAGUUCACGAACUGGGAUGAUCGCUUCGUGCGACUGGAGCAUCGGGUUGACGAACUGUCAGCUCAGCAGUCCAAGAUCCUGGAUUCUAUUCAGAACUUGAUUGCUCAGCUGGCAGCCGCCAAGCUGAUUGCCCCUCAGCCCCCUCUGCUGAAACCCAAAUCGCCUCCUCCUCCUCCAUCCCCUUCCUCUCCACAUCCAUCCCAUGCUGGUUCUGUACAUUCUUCCCGGUCAUCUACCCCUUCCCAAAAGGCCACAGGAAAGGCCACCUAUGCUGCUGUGACUGCAGGAGACCAAAGAGGUCCCAAGAUCCCUGCUCCCAACAGGUUGAGGGGUGAUGACCCCAAGACCGAUGUUUGGGACUGGGCUGCUCGGACCAGAGCCUACUUGAGGGGAUUUGUCAGUGCAGAACAGACCAAGGUGGCGAUUGUUCUGGGACUGCUGGAAGGGCUUGCAUUGAAGUGGGCCACUUCAACUUCCAGCAGCCUGCAGCAGUCCAUGGAGAACUGGGCUUUUGGGCUUGGGGUAGACAAGCUUCUGCAGGCCUUGAAGGACCGGUUUGCAGACAAGGAGCGGGCCCGCAAGGCUGCUGACAGGAUUGCUCCCCUGCGACAGCAGCGGUACAGCGGCACCCUGCAGGCCUUGUUUGCUGAAUUCGAGCAGCUCACCUCCAGUCGUGGGUUGGUCAUGUCUUCUGAUGAUUUGCUGACCAACUCUGCAAGGCAGUGUCUGAGAAGUUUGUUGUUACUUUGUACAACGCUGGGCACAAGGACUGGAGGUCCUUUGGCCGUGCAGCCCUGGAAAUGGAGGCCAAGCUCCAUGUCCAGGCCCCAUCCUCUGAUAGGAGGAAAGAUGCCUUCCCCAGAGGUGGCAGAAGGGGAAAGGCAGCCUUCACUCAUGCGGGGUCUGCCUCAGGAUCAGAUUCCGAUUCCCAGCCUGAUGCACCUUCAGGUGGUAAAUCAGUAUGCUGAUCUGAUGCAGGAGCCCUUUGGGUUACCCAACCGGCCAACCAAGCAUCACAUCGAGCUGCUGCCUGGAGCGGUCCCUCCCAAGGGCCGCUUCUACAGGAUGUCCCCUGCUGAGCUUGAGGAGCUCAGAAAGCAGCUUGAGACCCUGACCAGCAAAGGUUGGAUCAGACCCAGCACUUCUGAAUUCGGUGCACCUGUUCUCUUUGUACCCAAAGGGAACGGCGAGUUCAGAAUGUGCAUUGACUAUAGGGGUCUCAAUAAGAUCACUAGGAAGAGUACUGAGCCACUUCCUAGGAUCGAUGAUUUCCUGGACAUGGUGCAGGGCUGCACAAUGUUCAGCAAAGUCGACCUCAAAUCUGGCUACCACCAGAUUGAGAUGGCAGAGGAGGAUGUCUACAAGACAACCUUCAAGACCAGUAGAGUUCAUGAGCAAGAAGAUCAAGACCCAAAAGCUCCAGGACUCAACUACGAGGAAGAGUUGUAUGCUCUCGUCUGUGCCCUGAAACAUUGGAAGCACUUUGUCCUGGGCAGGCACUUCAAGAUCUUUUCAGAUCACUCCACCCUGCAGUGGAUGAAGUCCCAGGGAGAGUUGAACGAUAAGCUGGCACGAUACAUUCAAUUCAUUGACAUGUUUGACGUUGAAUUGAAGCACAAGAAGGGCUGCGAUAACAAGGUAGCAGAUGCCCUCUCUCGUUGGCUUGACUCUUUUGCGUUGAUCUCCUCUACUCACUCCUUUGUAGAGGAGACCCGUCAGACCAUUGCUCGUCUACUGCCUCAGGACGAGACUUUUGGACCCAUUGUCAGGAAUCUGCAAGCGGAUCCUUACUCUGAACCAGGCUAUCCUCAGAGUUCAGAUUUGUUGUAUACUCGCAGCAGAGGUGAGGAGCACUUGUGCAUUCCCCAGGACCAGCGGCUCAGGACAGUGCUGAUGUCAGAGUGUCAUGAUGCCCGUGGACAUUUUGGGUUCCCAAAGUCUUAUGAAGCCUUGUCACAGCGCUUCUUCUGGAAGGAGAUGCGGAGUGAUAUGCUGCGCUAUGUGGACACAUGUGAGCUCUGUCAAAGGAAUAAGGUCCAGCGUAGACCUCCUUUGGGACUGCUCAAACCCUUACCCAUACAUGAUGGCCCUGCUGAAUCCGUGUCGAUAGACUUCACAGAUUUAGGCAAGACCACCCCUCGGGGCAUGCGGCAAGUUGUUAUCUGCGUGGACAGGUUCUCCAAAUACGCAGAGUUCAUCCCCUUGCCAGAGGUAGCUAGAGUACCGGCUGUGAGAGCAGCCUUUUCUGAGAGCCAUAGCUGCCUGUUCAUUCGCCAGAAAUGUCCAUCGGCACUGAAGACUUCAUCGCAGGACCUGUUCUUCAUCAGGGUGGUUGGCGCUGGCCUCUGGGAGGCCAUUCUGAUGUGGCGCUACUAACAGGGUGUAGGAUAGAGAGUGGGGUGUGAGUUCUGAGAGUGGCGAGAUACUGGAACAAACUUUGUUACAAUAA
This is a messenger RNA of Chara braunii, 6308 nucleotides long. The record is from the annotation of a GenBank genome assembly. Lineage: Eukaryota; Viridiplantae; Streptophyta; Charophyceae; Charales; Characeae.